AUGACUACAGAGAGGAAAUCUACCGAGGCAGACGACGUGUUUGAGUUUCUGGAAUCGUUGCCCGAGACAAGCUCCAACGGGAACCAGGACGAUAAGACCAAAGAUGCCACAAAGAAAGAUCCACAGAAGAAGGACGAGGACAUUAUGGACUUCCUGGAUGAACUAGAAAAGAGUACAGCAGAUCUGUCCGAGAAGAAGGAUAAGAAACAGACAAAGAAGGUGGAGGAACGAGUUAAGACGGAGGACCAACCGGUACAGAAGGAGGAGAAGGAGAAGGAGGAAAGUAAAGAAAAGAUAACUGCGGAAACGGCAAAGACACCAGAACAAGAACAAGAAGAAGAACAAGUAAAUGAUCCAAUAACAUCUUUUUCCAACUGGUGGUCCUCGUCGGGUUCGAAUACUGUCUCAUCGUUAUGGAAUAAGACUACGGAACAAGCAUCAACGCACUUGAAGAAAGUGACAGAGAGAAUUAACCAGGAACAACAGAUGGAGGACUCCAUCGCAUCCAAAUUGACCAAGAACUUGAAUCCAAUAAAGAUAUCGGAAUUGGCAAAAAGUCUUUCUAAGAUUGUUGUGGGUGACACGGAGGAGAUCCUUAGAAUUCAUUUGGUUCAUGAUUUGAUUAAUUAUUCUUAUCUACAAUAUCAAAUUGAAACAAAAUUCGAUCAAGUAUUGUCUUCUCAAGUGCAAGGCGGUAUAAGAAUCUUUGUUGAUGAAUGGGGAAACCCAAAUAAGAAAAUGGAUUCUUCAAUCACAAACGAAUUUAACGAUGCUAAAUUCCUGAAAAGGAAAUUGAAUCUAUUUAAUGGGAAGAUUAAUGAUGGUGAAAAAUUAGCAUUUGCUAAUUUGGAUAAUUCCAUUAAAUUAUUCAAUAAAGCUCAUGAAGAGAUUAUGAAACAAAAGAAGGAGAAUGAAAAGCAAGAAGGCAAGGAUGGAAAGGAUGAAAAUGAUCAAAAUAAAAUAAGUGAUAUAUUUAUUGCUAUUCUACCCAUCGCUAUCCCCAAUACAGGUAAAGAUGAUGACAUUAUUACCACUGACCCUUCACAUCCAGGAAAUUUCAAUUUCACCAUUGUACUAAAGGACAUUACAAAUAAUAUUACAACAAUAACGAGAUCACAAGGUUUCCCAUUGAAAUGGGUCAAAUGGCUGGAAAAUUACAACGACGAUGAAGGUGAAGAUGCUGAUGCCGAUGCCGAUACCAAUGAAAAGACGAAUAGAGAUAAGGAGGAAGAGGAGGAAGAGGAAGAAGAACUCGGUGUAGACCCUGGUGACUGGGUUAAAGAAUGGAUAGAAGACGGACUAAAUCUGGCCUUCGGUAUAGUAGCACAGAACUACGUUAUCCAAAGAAUGGGGUUUUGA
This is a messenger RNA of Naumovozyma castellii, 1359 nucleotides long. It is a transcript of the gene MTC1, whose product is annotated as DUF5427 domain-containing protein MTC1. The record is from RefSeq and is a predicted model, not a curated record. The transcript has a single exon. Bases 1 to 1359 code for a protein of 452 amino acids. NCBI's taxonomy places the organism in Eukaryota, Fungi, Ascomycota, Saccharomycetes, Saccharomycetales, Saccharomycetaceae.